CGAUACUGUGAUUUUAUUCACGCGAUAAUGAAUAUUUAGUAGCUUCUUGUACAAAUUAGAAAGUUAUUUAGCAGAGACUCCAUCGUCUAUUUGUUGACAUUGGUGAUCAAAGCUCUCUUCAAGUGGCGCUUUAAUGUUUAUUUUUUCUUUUAUGUUUAGCCAAUACUAACAACAUAACGAGAAUAUGUCAUUUGGUUGAUCUAUAAAACACUUGAAUACGAUACAGCCUACGUUGCGUGAGGCACUGCAGAUCUUCCUUGUGAAAGAUAAGACUCUGAAUUGGAUCUUGGCAUUUCGAUAUGAACAGACUCAGGCUACCGGUUGUCGCUUUUCUUGUAUUUUGUAUUAUCCAGCGGACAGUACAGUUGCCAAGCAGAGGUUCAAAACGAGCUCGCUCGUUAAAAGAUGAUUCCAACAGCAAUUUGGCCGCCAUGGAUAUUAUAACCAACAUAAAUGAAGUUAACGAUCUGACAGACCUCUUCGAAGGAGAUAUCAACCUCAAGGAAGGAGGAAACGCGAUGCCAGUUGGCACUAGAACCCUGCCUGACAACGUCAAAAGAGAUGCUGUUAGAGAUCGCAGAAUGCUUUGGCAAUCCGGCAUUGUACCAUAUGAAAUUUCAAGUGAUCUGGAAAAUUUUGUGUACACGAUCGAGGGUGCAAUGAAGGAAAUCUCUUCAAAAUCAUGCAUAAAGUUUGUGAAGAGAACCAACGAAGAAAAUUGGAUUUACUUUGUUAGAAGAGCCGGGUGUUGGUCAUCUGUAGGCAAGUUGUACUGGAGGCCCGGUUUUCAAGAGAUUUCUUUGGGUAAUGGAUGCUUGUUGCACGAAACGAUGGUACAUGAAGUACUACAUGCUUUAGGGUUUUGGCACGAGCAAAGCCGACCGGAUAGGGAUCAAUACAUUGAAAUAUUUUGGGAAAACAUCGACGAAGAACAAAAGAGCAAUUUCCAGAAAUACUCCCAUCAAGAAGCUGAUAUUCUUGGAAUCCAGUAUGACUACUCGAGCGUAAUGCAUUAUGGGUCAAAAGCGUUUUCUAAAAAUGGCAAAGAGACCAUGAAACCAAUAAGGGAAACUAGUGUCAACCUGGGUGUUGCAAUGGAAAUGAGUGAAUUGGAUGCUAUUCAACUCAACGCGCUUUAUGACUGCAAAGACACAGAGACAGUCGGAUGGAGUGGCUGGAGUGGUUUUAGCCCAUGCAACAUUGAGUGUCUCAAGUCUCGUCAAAGGUUUUGCAAGAAUACAAAUGCAACCACCUGCGAAGGGGCCAAUGAAUAUGGAGUCCAAACAGAAACUCUACAAUGCAAAAAGGAUGCAACGGAAUGUUACGCUCCCAUCAAUGGACAUUGGGGUCCAUGGGGACACUGGUCAUCUUGUUCAGCCACGUGCAAUUACGGUGUUCAACAAAGGAAUAGGGAAUGCAGCGAUCCGGCACCACAAUACAAUGGCUCAUUGUGUGAAGGAGAGUCGACGAGUACACAGAAGUGUAAAAUGAGGACCUGCAACCUUGGGCCGGAUGACUGCGAAUUUGACAAAGAUGAAUUUUGUCAUUGGAGUAACGAUCCUUCAAAUAGCGAGGGAUACAGUUGGUACAGAAAAAGUGGAUCGACACCUAGCAGAUACACGGGGCCUAGCCAUGACCAUACCUCAGAGGCUGGUUAUUAUCUCUAUCUUGAAGCAUCCUCGCCAGCCUCACAAGGGUACACAGGAAGGCUUAUAAGCAAGCUGUUUGAGAGCAGAGAGGAAAGAUGCAUGUCUUUUUAUUACCAUAUGUAUGGAAGCAGUAUUGGCUGUUUAAAGGUCUUCUUUGAAGGAGAGUCUACAAAAACCAGAACAGCAUUGUUUACAAAGAGUGGCGAUCAGGGCGAUAAGUGGAAAAGUGCGUCGAUCUUGUUGAAACCCGAGGAAAAUUAUAAGAUUAUCUUUGAAGGAGAACGAGGCAUUGGUUUCCGUGGUGACAUCGCUAUUGACGACGUGACUUUCAAAAACGGAUCAUGCCCAUCAACAGGAGCAAGUACGGUGGAUGAGCAAAAUGCUUUAACGACAGCAAAGCCUUUACCUCAUGUCAUUGCAAUCGGCUGCUACAGGGAUGAAGGUUCAAUCGAUGGUAAAAGGCCAUUUCCACAAUAUGUUAACUACAGGGAACAAAUUAACUGGUCAGAUAUGACAAAAACGAUCUCUGACUGUGCACUUAAAGCGAAGGAGUUCAACAGCACGAUUUUUGCUAUUGAGUUCUAUGGAGAAUGCUGGUUUGGUCCUGAGAGCGAAAUAAACUAUGCAAGGGAUGGUUUAACAACAGAUUGUUGGAACGGUGUGGGGAAAGCAAGGACAAUGAUGGUGUAUAGAUGGUCAAGUUAGAAUGUAACUCUCUAAGCUGCUGUAUUAUGUAUUAUAGUAAUCUUUGAGUUCGAAUUUUCUCAGUUCAAAUCUCCUUAGUUCUUGAUAAAUAUAAAAAAUAACUUCAAUUUUGUUUCGUAGUUAAAUUAAUGUUUCAUUCAUCAACACAUUCAAGAAGCAAAAUAUAGGCUGUUCCAAUGUUAUUUAUGUGGAAUGAGGUUUUCUCUACCUGGGAACUUUGAUAUGCUGCUUCCAGAAAAAUUUGUAGAUGUUUUUAAGAAUCUCCGGGGUAAGGGCUGUUAGCGUCAAAGUUUA
Messenger RNA from Rhopilema esculentum, 2648 nucleotides. Its product is annotated as meprin A subunit beta. Gene Ontology annotation, biological process: proteolysis. Lineage: Eukaryota; Metazoa; Cnidaria; Scyphozoa; Rhizostomeae; Rhizostomatidae. Gene Ontology annotation, molecular function: metalloendopeptidase activity; zinc ion binding. Gene Ontology annotation, cellular component: membrane. The record is from RefSeq and is a predicted model, not a curated record.